Messenger RNA from Doryrhamphus excisus (bluestripe pipefish), 2021 nucleotides. NCBI's taxonomy places the organism in Eukaryota, Metazoa, Chordata, Actinopteri, Syngnathiformes, Syngnathidae. The record is from RefSeq and is a predicted model, not a curated record.
UGCAUACUGUAUAUAAAGUGAAGGGAGACGUGGGGCGUUUAUUUCCUGUGGAUUGGAUGCGUUCACUGCAGCGGUGUCAGAUCAUCUAACGGAGACUUCCUUCAUCCUUCAAGAAGUGCAGCGAGCUCCUGUCCAGCAGUCCAACCAUGGUGUGGGUGCUGCGGUAUUUGGUGAUGAUGCUGAGCUUUUGUAGCCCAGGUUACGGUAACCUUGUGAAAAAUCGUGGAGACACCGCCACAUUUCCCUGCGGGUACACCCUAUCCUCUGCCGACGGGUACUACGAUAUCAAGUGGUUGAAGCAGCUUCCAAGUAUGAAGGAACCUUUUUACAGAGGCAUUGUUAGGUUUACCAAUGGCAACCUGUAUACUGAUCUGUACCAACCAAUGAAGGGCAGGGUCUCCUUCAGAUUUCCUGACCCCAGCAAAGGAGAUGCUUCCAUAGCCAUCAAAGACUUGCAAACCUCCGACAAGGGGACCUACGUGUGUAAAGUGACAAAGUCAGCUGAAAUCCUUAAAGAAGAAGCCUUUGUCAUAGAAGUGAAGGAUCAGUAUGCCCCCGUUAUUUGUAGCGUGCACGGGGAGCCUACACUGGGUAUGGAUGUGAUGUUCAAAUGCAGUUCCUUAGAAAGCAUCAACGUGCGGUACACGUGGAAGAAGACCAGCGGAAACAAGAUGUUGCCUCCCGACGCCAUUGAGGACACUGAAAAAGGUGAAUUGUUUAUAAACAUCAGAGACAACGACGACUAUGGACACUAUCUCUGUACGGUGGAAGGUCUGGCUUCCUCCAAAAGCUGUCUGGUCCAACUCAAGGAUCCACUUGAUCCACCACCGAGCGAUGACGAUGAAUCUCCAGGCACUGUGUUCCCUGUGACCCCAAGCAAAGACCCGGCGGUCCCCAGCAAUGACCUAAUGGCCUCCAGCAAUGACCCAAUGGCCUCCAGCAAUGACCCAAUGGCCUCCAGCAAAGGCGAUACAACUACAAUAGCGGCCGUGACGACCACCAUGCUUUUGCUGGCUAUCGUCUGUGCUGUGGUUGGUAUCUGGUACUGGCGUAAGAGAAUCGGUUCGUAUGCCCCCAAUGAAAGGGGGGAGGUGGCGCAACCUCGGCCAGACGGAGCCACCGUGCUGCCUCAACCAUCAAACGGGGGACAUCUCUACUAUGACCAGGUGGAUGAUCUUUGAGGAGGACCAGGACAUGUAGUGGCAACAUCAUCCCUACACGGGUUUUUUCAUAUCGUUUGUGCUGUGUUGUCUAUACCAUACGCUAGAGGUCUCAACCAUGCAGGAGAUCACCAGCUGAUGUUUAGCAGCUCACCAAAGUGUUCAUUCAGACAUUAUACCUGCAUGUAUUUAAUGACAAAUUACCACAAUUUCAGAAGCACUGUUGUAAAGUAAAACUACUCUUAGAUUACUACUAUGAUUCAAAAUCAUUUGAUAAUUUAUGAUUGACUUUAUUUUAUUGAAAUCACAUCAUGGGAAAACAUUACAUUACAUGGAAAAAAUGUGCAACAUGUAAAAGUGCGAAAUAAAAACAUCAAAUAUAGGCUAUAGAAUACACUGUUAUGUGCAAUAAGGUGCAGUUAUAUGCACGUUCAAGUUCCCAUUCUGUGCACAACAACCUACACGAGUCUUCCAGAGGAAGCUGGACUUGACCGAGAUGUUUCUUCAUCAAGUGUAUUCAAAUAGCAUAAACACAUCAAUGAGUACUGGAGAUAAAAUACACAAUAAAUCAUAGAAAUCAUAGAAUAUUAUUCAAGAAUAUUCAUUUUGCACUCAUUCAGCAUCACUCCAACAAACAGAACACGAUCUUAGUAUAGAAAUCACAGCUUGUAAUGAUUCAUCUUGGGAGGUAUUAGACCAGGAUCAGGAAUCAGGAUCAGACCAGGGUGCCCUCCGCCUCUCGCCCAAAGUCAGCUGGGGUAGGCUCCCUACACCUGACAGGUGAACAAUGAAGUUAGAUCAAAUGUGCUUUUGUUAUCAUUGGCUGUAAAAAAAAAACAAAUCCAGAAAAAAUAAGGAACA